ACGAGACGGACAGUUUAAGUCUCAACGUCCCUCUCUAAUACCCAAGUCGGGGUGGAACACGGUACCGGCAUUUGGCCCCAUGUCAGGCUGUUUAUACCAUUCCUUCCAUACGAAACCUGCGACAUGCAAAUUUGAGUUUGACAUUCCCAUAAGUCGACUUGUAUCAAAAGCUGCCUCAAACAGCUAGUCAAAGGAAACGUUUCGUUGACUUGCACUUCGCUCCAGGGCUAGCUAUGAACUCCUAAGUGAGUGAUUCAGCAAGGACACGGAAAGGAUUGUGUUUCCUUUGCUACCGAGUCACCUAUUUGUUCGUCGGGGGCUCAGACCCUUCACAAGUUCUCCAGGAGCAACAAAACCCUAUACAAGUGAAGGAGGAAGAGUUCCUUUAUUUCACCAUUUCUCACACAGUUAUUUGCGCACUUUCGACUAUUAUGUCACUCCCGGCGAUUUUCAAGACCACCGUUCAGGCUGCCGUUCUCAAUGGCAGUUCAAACGUAAUAGCUCAAGCGAUAACGGCGUAUCGACAUGGGGUCCAAACUGCUGCUGUCCUCUAUUAGCACGAACAUGAAAGUCGCGCAAGUAACCAAAAAAUAAUGCUAACUAAAUUCUUGUGCGGCAUUUUUAAAUGCCGCUGGUGAAUUCGGUGUUGGACGUAAAGGCUACCUUUGCUCUCGACUACAUUGAAUUGAUUCGCUUCAUCAUAUGUACACUUAUCACUACGCCGUUUAUGGUCCUCUGGCAGGAUUAUCUCGAAGCCACAUUUCCCGCGUCACCUCAGGAUAAUGCCAGGAGGAUUCCGGCGGCAAUGGAGGGCAACAGUGAAAGAACCUCCAACUCCAACACGACUGCCAAAGAGGUGCCACACGGUGGGGUCCAAACGAAUCAACCAGAACGAAAAGAAACACAGGAGCCCAUCCAAGAAAAGAAUACCUGGAAUACUAUUUCUAAGAUUCUGAUAGAUCAGACUGUCGGUGCCGGAUGGAGUACAGCGCUGUUUAUUGUAACUAUCUCUGCUUUGAAUGGCCAGGAUGCCAACGCGAUUCAGCAAUCAUUGUUUAGGGAUUUCGUUCCCAUUAUCAUAGCUGGCCUGAAGCUUUGGCCAAUGGUUUCAGUGAUCAGCUUCACAAUGGUUCCACCAGAAAAGAGAGUGCUGACGGGGAAUCUAUUCGGCAUGAUCUGGGGUAUAUACCUUAGCUUGAGAACCGAAGAGUGAUGUCAGCCCCUUCGGCCUACACAGUACCAACUCCACUUUGCGUACGGCACAAUCCCCACACGGCACUGUUGCUCCAUUGCGGGAACUACGAUAAAAUCUCCACUAUAUUUUCUUUUUCUUUUCUUGCCUUGCGGUACCUCUUCGGGUUCCCUUUUUGGAUAGAAACCUAAGAAGAACACCCAUGGGGGCCGGAUGAAUCGGGUUAGUUUAUAGUGGUCGAUAUGGAUGGAGUUGCCGCUACUGUCGGGAUUUAUUCUAGAAAAGCCGGUCAAUUUGGCGGAAGUGAAUUGCGGGAUAAUACUCCUGUCAAGCGACUAUUUUCGGAUAUUUACACCCUCCUGGCACUUCUCUUUUAAGUGCUCAAAGCCGGCUUUGAGUAGGAUAGCAUGGUCCUGGAGAUCUGCCCUUUUCCGUUAUCCAUGCACAUGCACGGGGAAUUUACAUGCAUGCACGUCGGGAUAGAACUAGCGGUAUGCAAAUUUCCCGAAACUCUCAAUUAUUUUUUUCUCCUUUUUUCUUUUCUUUUUUUCUCGAUUUGAGCCCCCAACCUGCUCGUGCGAAGAAGAGAGCAACAUGUUUACAAUGCUGCACAACACAAAAGUUGCCUGCCUAAUUUGCAGCUUCUGCGAUCACGACUUUUGUUGGCAAUGUAACAAGUAGUUGGCUGAUAUUAAGAGUCUAGCUGCUAUGUGUACAUAUUGCAUGUGGUGAACAACUCUAGAUCACAAUAUAAAAUCAUUUACUCAUUCUAUUAAAGAUUUUGGCAAUCUCAAAUUCUUGAGAAUUUGAAUCAUUUUAAGCUUUGAAGCAUAAUCAAAAGCAUUUUUUAUAUCUAUAAAAGCAGCAGUUGAAACUAGGUUUUCAUUUCUUACAAUUUGAAUAUUAUGAAUAACAAUUAAAACUGUGCUAAUUGCUGAUUUUCAAGGGCUGUAU
Blastomyces gilchristii SLH14081 is the source of this 2146-nucleotide messenger RNA. RefSeq lists its product as hypothetical. The transcript is spliced from 4 exons. The record is from RefSeq and is a predicted model, not a curated record. The coding region runs from base 626 to 1213 and encodes 195 amino acids. NCBI's taxonomy places the organism in Eukaryota, Fungi, Ascomycota, Eurotiomycetes, Onygenales, Ajellomycetaceae. Gene Ontology annotation, cellular component: cytoplasm; membrane.